AUGGCAGCUGGAGGCGGCUGGGCUUCACUGCCCAGUGUUGUCCUUGAGCACAUUUUUUCGAAGUUGUCGCCCAAAGACAGGAUCAGCGCAGCUUCGACCUGCCACAGAUGGAGGGACUUUAUGUUUCUUCCGCAGUUCUGGCCGGUGAUAACCUUUAAUUUGAGCUACAAAGGCCGUCCUAGGUCCAGGUUUCUGAGCUCCAAAUGCGCGAAAUUUGUAAGGGAAGCAAUAAUUGAGUUCAAUUCCACUCGAAGCUCACAGGUGUGGGACUGCGCACGUCUUUUGGAGUUGCUGUCAAGGAAUGGGCAGUUAGAAUGCAUUUCUCUGCGACCCUCGAACUGCUAUUUCGACGAAGGAGAUGAUAGUUUGGAAAGCUUUAUUGAAUCCCUGCAUCUGGUGGUGAAAAGAAACAGACGUCUUCUUCAUUUAUCCUUGGGCUGUACUGAGAUUCUUCUGCACAAUUCUCAGGAGGUGUUGAACCUGCUCAUAAAGUACCAUGCCCCAUACCUUCAGUCUUUGCAUCUUGCCAGUGUAAAAGAAGAUUCUAGCUCCUAUGAUAUUCCGAUGAUUGGACUGGACAGAAUCUCAGCGUUUUCAAAUCUUAGGUCACUCAGUUUGGAUUAUGAUUUCCUCACCCCGAAACUGAUGUCAAGCCUGGCAAGUCGCCAGCAUAACUGUAUCCCAUUGAGCUGCUUGUUUGUGCACGUCCAUCGAGUUGGUCAGCAACAGCCCUCGGACAUCAUGUGGAAAAAAGUCGUGGAGGCCAAUCCAACAAUGGAGUUGACUUUGAACCUUGUUCAUUCCCCAGAAGGCCUUCAGGCUCUUCUAGACAUUCUCAGACCUUCCAUGCCCCUGACACAUUUUCGACAGUACUUUUGUGGGGACAUAAGUGUAGCCUCACUGAAUAUUAUCAGCAGACAUUACCGUUGCACACUUCGCUCUCUGACCAUUGUUGAAGCUAUAGACCUUCAGCCUAUAAUCUAUAGCAACUAUAACACAGAGGACCCUUUUGUCAUGCUAGCUUGGCGCUGCACAAGACUUGAAUCACUAAAGCUCAUUGGGGUGUCAAUGGACCAGAAAGACCUAGUAGCAAUAGCCCGUUUGAGGGCCAGUCUCCACGAAUUAGUGGUUCCGUCUUGCUGUGUGUUUUGGAGUGAAGAGGAUGCAGAUUACUGCAAUGAGGAUGAGGCCCUCUUGGACCUACAGUUUAAGGUAUCUGAAAGUCUUGGCAGACGUUGGCAGCUGUUGCCAAAAUUCUGUGUCCCCCCUGCUGUUUUCUACAGGGAUGCUGAUGCUGACAAUGCAUAUAUGUCAGAGUUACUGGAGGACCAAGUGUGGCGGAUGAUUACCUAG
Candidula unifasciata is the source of this 1353-nucleotide messenger RNA. NCBI's taxonomy places the organism in Eukaryota, Metazoa, Mollusca, Gastropoda, Stylommatophora, Geomitridae. The record is from the annotation of a GenBank genome assembly.